This is a messenger RNA of Jatropha curcas, 1377 nucleotides long. RefSeq names its product mogroside I-E synthase. NCBI's taxonomy places the organism in Eukaryota, Viridiplantae, Streptophyta, Magnoliopsida, Malpighiales, Euphorbiaceae. Gene Ontology annotation, molecular function: quercetin 3-O-glucosyltransferase activity; quercetin 7-O-glucosyltransferase activity. The record is from RefSeq and is a predicted model, not a curated record.
AUGGAGAGAAAUCAAAUAGCUGUUGAAAUUCAUGUAAUAGCUCUUCCUUUCCCUGCACAAGGCCAUAUUAACCCAAUGCUACAAUUCUCUAAACGCUUAGCCUCUAAAGGACUCAAGGUAACCCUAGUCACCUUCCUUGAAAAUGAAAAUUUAACAAAAUUACCCAAACACAGCUCAAAUAUUACUAUCGAGUCCAUUUCCGAUAACAAUGCAGUAAUUUCCACGGUAGAAGAAUACUGGAAAAAUUUCAGUUCAAUGGUAGAACAAAAACUUGUAGAAAUGGUUGAAAAACAAAACAAGUUCGGUAAACAUAUGAGAAGUUGUCUUGUUUAUGAUUCAAUUAUACCUUGGGCUUUAGACAUAGCCAAACAGCUUGGUCUCUCUGCAGCUUCAUUUUUUACACAGUCAUGCGCUGUUUCGGCCAUUUAUUACCAUGUUCGUGAAGGGAAGAUAAAUGUUCCAAUAGAGCAGGACUUUGUUUCAUUAGAAGGGAUGCCACAACUUGAGAGCCAUGACCUACCUUCUUCUCGUUACAAUUCGGAGGACCAGCCAAGCUUCAUAAGCUUAAUGACUGGUCAGUUUUCAAAUUUGAAGGAUGUUGAUUGGAUUGUUUUUAGCAGUUUCAAUAGCUUAGAAGAAGAGGUUAUGAACUGGCUGGCAACCCAAUACCCAAUCAAGCUAGUAGGACCAACAAUUCCAUCAAGGUACUUGGAUAAUAGAUUGGAGGAUGAUGAUGAUGAUGAUUAUGGCCUCAGCUUGUUCAAAUCCAAUACCAAAACUUUGAUAGAGUGGCUAGAUUCAAAAGAAACUAGUUCAGUAGUUUACGUAGCGUUUGGAAGCUUGGCUGCCUUGGGGGAAAAGCAAAUGGAAGAAGUAGCAAACGGCUUGAAAAGAAGCGAUUACCAUUUCUUAUGGGUAGUUAGAGAAUCUGAAGAGAAAAAGCUUCCACAGAACUUCGUCGAUGAGACCUCUGAUAGAGGUCUAGUUGUGGGUUGGUGUCCACAGCUAGAAAUUCUAUCUCAUAAGUCUGUAGGAUGCUUCAUUACUCAUUGCGGUUGGAACUCAACGCUUGAGGCGUUAAGCUUGGGAGUACCAAUGGUGGCAAUGCCUCAGUGGGGAGAUCAGCUUACCAAUGCCAAAUUUGUUACUGAUGUGUGGCGAGUAGGAGUUAGGGUAAAAGUGAACGUAGAAGGACUUGUAAGCAAGGAAGAAAUAGAUUGGUGCAUAAGGCAAGUCAUGGAAGGAGAGCCUGCAAAUGAGAUUAGAAAGAAUUCGGAGAAAUGGAAGAAUCUUGCUCGAGUAGCAGUUGGUGAAGGUGGGAGUUCUGAUAUGAAUAUUGAUGAGUUUGUAAAACAACUCCAAUCUUAUUGGAACUAA